CGGCCUGCCAGAACCCGCCUGGACGCUGAGCUGGGUGGGAACACUCGACGAGCAAGAUCUUCUCCUCACGUGGUACUUUGACAAUAUCCACCAUGCCAUCCCCCUGUUCGCCCAAGGGGAUUGGCCCGACAUCCGGGCCGCUGUGUACAGCUGCAGUCCUGCCCUUGUCGACGCCAUGCUCGUCAUCGCCGCUCGCUUGUCCCGUGCCAGCCUCGCCACCGUCACCGCAGCUGAGAUCGACACGCACAUCGACCGGCUUCUCGCGGCACCAGCUCUGCAUGAAGACGAUGACAUCGUCGUCAGCGAGCCCGCCAGCCUCAACCGGAUGCGCCAGGCCUGCCUCCUGGCCUUCUACGAGUACCACCAGUGUCCCGGGCAGCAGGCCUGGAUGCGCCUGAGCCGGCUCGUGCGGUCGGCCUACUGGACGGGGCUCGACCGCAUCGAGAUACUGUGCCGCCGCUCGCCAGUCUGGACGGCCCUGAGCGAGCGCCAGGUCGACGAGUGGCGACUGCUCUGGUGGUGCAUCUACGCCCUCGACUCGUAUGCCAACGUGUCUGCGGGCAUGCCCUACGUUGUCGACGAGCGAGUCAUCAACACGGCCUUCAUGACGCCGUCUCGGGCUAAGCAGCAACAACAGAAGCAAGGCAUCACCCUACCAUACCGGGCGGAUGACCUGGUCGACGUGCUGCAGGCCGUCCUGGCCCAGGCUCCGACUCCCGGCACGAUCAAUGGCCUCGAAGGCGACCUGCACAUCAUCACCAUCACCGCGCUCCGUCAUACCGGACGUGCCUCCCAGCUCGCCGCUGUCAUCGGUCCAGAUGAGUUCGAGGCACUGCUCGAUGAAACCGGCCGGCGCCUGGCCUCCCUCCGCCUGGCCUUCCCGGCAAAUUUCUUCAGCCCGACCCGCCACGUACUGGCCGGCGAGACGUCGUCGACACACCACGCCCGCCUCGUCUGCAAUCUGCACGUCCUCACCGCGCAGCUUCUCGUCGCCAUCGGCCAUUGCACGCGCAUCGAGGACGAGGGCGCCGAGUGGCUGCACUACUGGCAGCUGGCGCUCCAGCACUGCCAGAACAUCGUGGCCGUCGCGGGGCACUGGGACAGCACGUUCUGCACGCGGGUCGACCCGGCCGUGGCCAUCAUCGCCUUUGUCGCGUUGGUGUUUACGGAUCUGCAGGCCAAGUUCUCGCCUGGGGCGACAGCGACAGCUUCUUCAGGGUUGCAGAUGGAGAUGCGACAUUCUCAGACAAUCCUGCUGCUGUUUCUCGAGAGGUUUGCCGAGGUCUGGACUCUAUCGCGGCUCCUGAUUCUGUCUUUCAAGGGUUUUCAAGAGGCUCUUCCACCGCAGAUUGGGUAUCCGCAGGUCCGAGCGGUGGUGCGCCGCUUCGAGAGCCCCAUGCAUCCAAGAUGGCUCACUUUCUUGCAGUCCGCUGGGCAGAUUGUCGAGGGCUCGCACGUGGAGUAUGAAUCAUUGUUUGUUUGACAAAAACGAUUACCAAGACAAGAUACCCAAGUAUGCUACGCAAUCUGUUUAC
Molecule: messenger RNA, 1535 nt
Organism: Microdochium trichocladiopsis
Lineage: Eukaryota; Fungi; Ascomycota; Sordariomycetes; Xylariales; Microdochiaceae
Exons: 3
Coding region: 176-1483 (435 amino acids)
Biological process (GO): DNA-templated transcription
Cellular component (GO): nucleus
Molecular function (GO): DNA binding; zinc ion binding
Source: RefSeq, a predicted model, not a curated record